AUGACCCUGCAUUUCUUCUCCAUGGGCUUUGUCGUGGGAGGCUUAGAUGCCAUCCUCUUCAACGUUUUGGAGGGUUACCUCAACGAGCCCAGCGACAUCAUGAAGGGUGCACAAAACGUCGCCACCCUUCCCAUCAUGUUCUCAGUCUUUCUGGGCAUCCUCAGUGACUCCCGGCCAGUGUUCGGCUACCGACGCCGGCCUUACAUGGUGGGCGGAUGGAUGCUGGCUGCCACCAGCUUCAUAAUUUUGUUGUCUCGGGGCCUGCCUGCCCCAUACUAUUGCUUCAGCGCAGUGGAUGGGCACUACCUGAUGGACGAGGCACCCUGCAACCCUGAGGCGGUGGACUUCUACUCCCCCAUAGUGAUUUGCCUUUGCUUCGCCAUGUUGGGCUGCACAGCUGCUACCUCUGCUGCAGAGGGGCUGCUCGUGGAGUACGCAAAGGCUGAGCCAGAGGAGUACCGGGGCAGUGCGCAGACCACGCUGCACAUGGUUCGGGUUGUCGGGAACUUCACGGCUGUUGCGACUGCCGCCUUUGGCUUCAAUGGGCGGCUGUUCACCGGCAGCUUCGACCAGCAAUACCAGCUGAGCUACCCGGAGUUCAUCGGCCUUUUUGCCGCGAUCUCAAUUGUGACGGCAGUUUCCUGCCUCUUCUGUGUUCGGGAGGGUGCCGGAUCGGUAGCUUCCAUCCGAGCUUAUUGCAGCGCUUCCUGGAACCUCUUGGAGAGCAAGGCCUUUUGCGCCGUGGCUCUCUACAUCUACUACAACUCCAGCAUAUCCAGCAUGUUUACAAGUGCUGGCGUCUGGGUCGGGCUAGAGUGGGCGCACACAGAAGACCUGCAAAGGCAGAUAGCAAACAUGCUUGGCACCUUAUUUGCUCUCCUUGGUUGCUGGUUCAUGCAGAGGUUCAUGCUGAAUGUCAGCUGGAGGAAGAUAAUCUUCGGCACUAUCAUCUUUACGGUGGUCCUGGAUGUAUUCCCCCAAUUCCUCACAAUCUUCGAUGUCGUUCGAAAUCAGUAUUUCUACCUGGGGGAGCCCGUCACGAAGAACGUACCCAAGGCAAUGACGACUUUGGUCUACGCAUUCUUGGUGAAUGAGCUUGCUGAUGAGAGCAACACUGCUCUGGUAGUUGGCCUGCUGCAAACCAUCCAAGCUGUGGGUGAACCGCUGUCCAACCUGCUGUCCAGUCAGCUCUUCUCUUUGUUCACACCAGACCUGUACUUGAGGCUGAACUACAUCAAGGACACACCAGCAUUUCGCUGGACGGUGGCUUGGUCAUUCUUGCUGUCCUACCUCAUCAUGCUGUUGGGAUUGCUGACGCUCCCGCUGUUCCCAUCGCAGAAGGAGGAGCCAAGUUCGAUUCACCUCGCGAAGUGCAUCACUUGCUUUUUCCCCAGAAUCAAAAUAAAAUUGAAUCGGCCCAGAUUGCGUAAACUACAUCAUUCUAAACCAUGA
Molecule: messenger RNA, 1452 nt
Organism: Symbiodinium pilosum
Lineage: Eukaryota; Dinophyceae; Suessiales; Symbiodiniaceae
Source: the annotation of a GenBank genome assembly